Messenger RNA from Plasmodium yoelii, 507 nucleotides. Its product is annotated as reactive oxygen species modulator 1, putative. The record is from RefSeq and is a predicted model, not a curated record. Gene Ontology annotation, biological process: protein insertion into mitochondrial inner membrane; protein import into mitochondrial matrix. Gene Ontology annotation, cellular component: TIM23 mitochondrial import inner membrane translocase complex. The transcript has a single exon. The coding region runs from base 1 to 507 and encodes 168 amino acids. Lineage: Eukaryota; Apicomplexa; Aconoidasida; Haemosporida; Plasmodiidae.
AUGAUGAAUUGGUUUAAAAAAAAAGAAACCACGGAAGAACCCCAAGUCAAAUCAGAAUAUGAUAGUUAUGUAACACCACCACCAUUUGGUAAUUAUUUGGCUAAAAAACCAGAAAAGCCUAAAUCAUUAAAAAAUGAAAAAAUAAAUGUAACUGAAUUUAAAGGUUUUACUCCACCACCAAAAUUUGAAUUUAAAGAAGAUACAACAGAUACUCAAUAUGAUCAAGAUUUUUCAAAAUAUACAAAUAACAAUUUUAUAGAUUCCUCAUUUUAUGAUGAUAAGCCAAAUAUGUUUGAUUUUACUUUAAGUCAUAGAACUAAAGCUUGUUUAGAAAGCGUAAAAAUGGGGGUAAAAAUGGGAACAAUGGUUGGUGGAAUUUUUGGAAGUUUAACUGGUUUAUAUGCAUCUUUUGCUCAUAAAAAUUUAUUUAUUUUUCCUGUUUCAGUUAUUGGGGGUGCUGUUAGUUUUGGCUUUUUCUUAGGAUGUGGAAUGAUAGUUCGAUGUUAA